Molecule: messenger RNA, 1119 nt
Organism: Dictyostelium discoideum AX4
Lineage: Eukaryota; Evosea; Eumycetozoa; Dictyosteliales; Dictyosteliaceae
Exons: 3
Coding region: 1-1119 (372 amino acids)
Source: RefSeq, a predicted model, not a curated record
AUGAUUGUGUUAUUAACUAAUAAUCAAAUAAAAGAUAAUAAUUUAAUAAACUUUAUUUGUUUUUUGAAAAAAAAAAAAUUUAGGGUCAGUGAUUUUUUUUUUUCACUACGCUACUUAAAUCAAUUGGGUGAUAGUUGUGGUGGUAGUAUUGGUAUUUGUAGUGGUAGAGGUAUUCAUUCUUCUAAUGGUCUUGUUAGCUUAAUAAAAGGUAUAACCUUUGGAAUUGGUAGUAAUGAUUUUUUCGACUUUAAAAGAAAUAAGAAUUAUGCAGAUUUUGCAAAACACUUUGCUUCAAAUCCACAAAUUUACAAUAGUGAUAAAUUAGAUCACAAUGAAUUGUUUUUAUUAUUCACUACUGCUGUAUCAUCAUCAUCAUCAUCAUUUUCAUCUAAAAUUCCAAUUCACUUUGAAACAUUAAGAAAUUUAUUAAUUAAUGCAAAAGCUUUUGGAAGAAAACCAAUCAUUGAAAGAACAAAACCAACACCCAUACAAUGCCAUUAUUCAAAAGAAUAUUUAAAAUUUUUGGAUUGGAUGUAUAUAAAUUAUAAUAAUGGAAUUGAAGAUCAAGAUCAAUUCUUAGGUAUGAUUAAAGAAAGAUAUAAACACCAUUUACUUAUUACAAUUGAUAGAUUAAAUCUUAACAAUAACAAUUAUUUUGAUGGUAAUGAAGAAGGAGAUACAAUUUAUAUUGAAAGAUUAGGUUUCUUAACAAAUGAUGUCAUACGUUUCACCCCAUAUUUAUAUGAAAUUAAUAAUUUUAAAUUUUUAAAUUGGUUUUUAACAAUCAUUCAAAAACAUCACAAUUCUAUGCCAACAACCGAACAUCAUAUUUUAUGUAUUAAAGAAAUGAUUUACACAUUUAUGGAAUAUAUUAUAUCAAAUUCAAAAUUAGAAAUACUUGAAUACAUUCAUCAAAAUUUUCAUUUCAUUUUAAAUAAAAAAUCAAAUGGUGGAAUAUUAAAUAUUAAAGAUUUGAAAUCUUUUUUAAUUUCAUCACUUAAUAGAGGUUCAAUUAAAAUUUCUAAAUUCCUUUUUCAAUUCAUUACCAUCACUAAAAAUGAAUUUGAAAAAAAUUUAAAUGAAAAAACAAAAUCUUAUUUUAAAAAUAUGUUAGAAUAA